This is a messenger RNA of Haemorhous mexicanus (house finch), 3319 nucleotides long. It is a transcript of the gene PPP3CB, whose product is annotated as protein phosphatase 3 catalytic subunit beta. Gene Ontology annotation, biological process: calcineurin-mediated signaling. Gene Ontology annotation, molecular function: calmodulin-dependent protein phosphatase activity; calmodulin binding. Lineage: Eukaryota; Metazoa; Chordata; Aves; Passeriformes; Fringillidae. Bases 102 to 1664 code for a protein of 520 amino acids. The transcript has 17 exons. Gene Ontology annotation, cellular component: calcineurin complex; cytoplasm. The record is from RefSeq and is a predicted model, not a curated record.
CCCCCGCCCGCCCCGCCGCGCCCCACCAGCCGCCGGCGGAGGGGCGGACGAAGGCGCUGCCGCGCCCAGCAGCCGCCGCCGGAGCCCGGCAGCGCUCAGCGAUGUCCGCCAAAGAAGGGAGUAAGGUGCUGCUGCUCACGCCCCACGCCACCAGUGAACGCGCCGUCAAGGCUGUCCCUUUUCCACCAACGCAUCGCUUGACAUCUGAAGAAGUGUUUGACACAGAUGGAAGGCCGAGGGUUGACAUUUUGAAGAACCACUUGAUAAAGGAAGGUCGAGUGGAUGAAGAAAUUGCACUUAGAAUCAUCAAUGAGGGUGCUGCAAUAUUACGGAGGGAAAAAACUAUGAUAGAAGUUGAAGCUCCAAUUACAGUGUGUGGUGAUAUUCAUGGCCAGUUCUUUGAUCUAAUGAAGCUGUUUGAAGUGGGAGGAUCACCUGCUAACACAAGAUACCUCUUCCUCGGUGACUAUGUAGACAGAGGUUAUUUUAGUAUAGAGUGCGUGCUGUACUUAUGGGUCCUGAAAAUUCUUUACCCAAGCACAUUGUUUCUUUUGAGAGGCAACCAUGAAUGCAGACACCUUACAGAGUAUUUUACCUUUAAGCAAGAAUGUAAAAUAAAGUACUCUGAAAGAGUCUAUGAUGCUUGCAUGGAAGCUUUUGAUUGUCUCCCUCUUGCUGCUCUCUUAAAUCAACAGUUUCUUUGUGUUCAUGGUGGACUUUCACCAGAAAUUAAUACACUAGAUGACAUUAGGAGAUUAGAUAGAUUCAAAGAGCCUCCAGCAUUUGGACCAAUGUGUGACUUAUUGUGGUCAGAUCCUUCAGAAGAUUUUGGAAAUGAAAAUUCACCAGAGCAUUUCAGUCAUAACACAGUCAGAGGAUGCUCCUACUUUUAUAGCUAUCCAGCAGUUUGUGAAUUUUUGCAAAAUAAUAAUUUGUUGUCAAUCAUUAGAGCACAUGAAGCACAAGAUGCGGGUUAUAGAAUGUACAGGAAAAGUCAAACUACAGGGUUCCCAUCUUUAAUAACAAUUUUUUCAGCACCUAAUUACCUGGAUGUCUACAAUAAUAAAGCUGCUGUAUUAAAAUAUGAAAACAAUGUGAUGAAUAUUCGUCAGUUCAAUUGUUCUCCUCAUCCUUACUGGCUGCCAAAUUUUAUGGAUGUUUUCACAUGGUCUUUGCCAUUUGUUGGAGAAAAAGUAACAGAAAUGUUGGUGAAUGUUUUGAGCAUUUGCUCUGAUGAUGAGCUGAUGACAGAGGGAGAAGAUCAAUUUGACGUAGGUACAGCUGCUGCGCGAAAAGAAAUAAUCAGAAAUAAAAUUCGUGCAAUUGGCAAGAUGGCAAGAGUCUUCUCUGUUCUCAGGGAGGAGAGUGAAAGUGUGCUGACACUCAAGGGUUUGACUCCCACUGGAAUGUUACCUAGUGGAGUGUUGGCUGGAGGACGACAGACCCUGCAAAGUGCCACUGUAGAGGCAAUUGAGGCUGAAAAAGCAAUACGAGGAUUCUCUCCGCAACAUAGAAUCUGCAGUUUUGAAGAAGCAAAAGGUUUGGAUAGGAUCAAUGAGAGAAUGCCACCAAGAAAAGAUGCUCUUCAGCAAGAUGGUAUUAAUACUGUAAACACAGCAAAUGCCAAUGGAAACAAUGGAACUGGCAACAACAAUGCACAGUGACCACAUCAGCUUCUGGUUUACUCACUCAUGUCCUGCCUGAGAAUUCCUAGAUCACUGCUUUUUGAUGUGACAACAAAUGAAAUAGGGGGAUCACUUGAAGUGACUACUUAACACAAGGUGGAAAACCAUCUGACUUGAUCCCCCUGAAGAGUGACCAUCAUGCUUUUGAGACAACAGCCCCUCUCUUACACGGUGACCCAACCUCCUGGGAGCGUGUGCCUCACCCUUUCACACAAACAUCCAUCACUGGCUGCUGCAGCUUUGGAAGAGAUCUGGGGAAAGGAUCGGACUGUUCUCACUAAAGCACACCUAGGCUAGCAUCUUACGCUUACGUUGUCAACACUUUUAAGUUUACAAAUGGGAUUUUUCUUUCAGUAGAGAUGCAUUCUAAUUGGAAAUUCUUCUCAGAGUUUGAGUCCAGAAGAUCAAGUUAAAAAUGGUGGAGUUUGGAGCCGUCUCUAAUUCUUAUAUUGUUUGGGAGAAGAAAUUUCCUUACUCCCAGAAAACUGUUUAAUUCCUAAAGGAUAAGGAGGGGAGGAAGAACAUAUAACUUACCAAUAGUCUUCAAACCACGUUCCACAUUUCCAGAAAAUUCUCGAUCAAUGCUGCUUAAUAAAUCACGAUUAGCAAUCUACAAAUAAAUGAGAUUAAUAUGUGGAUGAUGAAAUGCAGUAGCAAAUGGAACCUUAAUUUAAAAUACAUUGACCAAGCUUAUUUGAAAUCAGUGAAGACCUCCUACCCUGGAGUAUGCCUCAACUGUUGCUUUCAGCUGGGGAAAACUUCUGCUUGCCAGAACCAUAUUAAAGCAAGAUUCAUCAGUCCCAAGUUUUCCUUCACCAGCUUGGUACAGACGCUGAGCAUCUUCUUGAGCUUUUUGAUAAUCCACAGUUUGAUUCUCAUCACGAUUACCCUUAAUGCAAAGACAACAGAUUUCAAAUGAAAUUUCAGAGAGAAAGCUAUGCUUUAACUGCUUGCACUGUACAUAGACCCCAAGCAUAUAUCUUCAAAGCUUGAAGCAGAAAGAGAAGUAGUUUGAAAUACAUUACAUUGCUUUAAAACUUCUCUUUGGUUUAAUAUUCUUUAUGGGAAAUAAAUACAAAAGUGGCUCAGAACCCUAUCUGUAGGACAUGCUUUAAACUGCAGAUACACUGACUCAGAUUACUUCACCCCUACAAACCAUGUCAUAGUUCUAAUUAAGUACUGUACUUAAUUCUCUAUUUUACUUAAUAAUGUAAGCUUUCUCUUGAUUUGUUUGUUUCUAGGCUUCAAGUUGCAAAGAUUCUUCCCAAAUGAACUAAUGAAUUAUCUUACUGAAUAUGCACACCUGAAAUAUCUCAGGUUUCCCACCUAUUUUAUUUAGAAGUUGCUUAUUUCAAGUAAGAAUGUCUUUAGAAACCACUUACUACACUUGUGUCAGUAGGGCUUAUAUGACAUUUUAUGUGCUUUGGUGGUUGUUUUAGCAUUUUGCUGCCCAGUGCAUGGAUGGACACUGCUAAACAUACUGGCUGAGUAGGCUGAAUGCAGUUCUGUUGUAUUCAAUCUCUCCAAUACUGUUGUAUCUAUAGAGGUUAAUAUACUAUUUAAAUGAUGUGGUUGUCAGUUAUUGUAAACUACUGGAUUUGUCAAAAUAAAAAUUAGCAGCAUGAGCUUCUCCA